ACUAUUACUAAUGCUCUUAAGGCAAUUGAAAAUUCACCAAAUGAUUUAACCCAAACACCAAAAGUAUUGCGUAAGAUUAUAGUAUUUCAGAAACUGCCCUUAGACGUGCCAUCAAAAUGGCAGUCUUCUCCUUUCUCUAGACCAUGUUAA
Messenger RNA from Racocetra persica, 150 nucleotides. The record is from the annotation of a GenBank genome assembly. NCBI's taxonomy places the organism in Eukaryota, Fungi, Glomeromycota, Glomeromycetes, Diversisporales, Gigasporaceae.